Messenger RNA from Callorhinchus milii (elephant shark), 3147 nucleotides. RefSeq names its product solute carrier family 25 member 22a (gene slc25a22a). The record is from RefSeq and is a predicted model, not a curated record. Gene Ontology annotation, molecular function: L-aspartate transmembrane transporter activity; L-glutamate transmembrane transporter activity. Gene Ontology annotation, biological process: aspartate transmembrane transport; L-glutamate transmembrane transport; malate-aspartate shuttle. The transcript has 12 exons. NCBI's taxonomy places the organism in Eukaryota, Metazoa, Chordata, Chondrichthyes, Chimaeriformes, Callorhinchidae. The coding region runs from base 422 to 1405 and encodes 327 amino acids.
UCUCUGCUGUGCAGAGACCAAAGUGCCUCCAGGCUCCCACCUCCGUCGUGGAGCACUGAGCGACCAGGAACAGACAGCCAAGAGCCAAGUAGCUGAGUUUGCGAAACACAAUCGACUGCUGAUAAGUAGGUGCAGUGAGCUGGGCAGCUGGUCGGUGCUUCCCAAUUAUACCGUGUGGAAUUCAGCCUGUGCAACCUGGGGAUAUUUUCACAGUGUGGUUGGUGACAGCCGUGAGCGAGUGUGAUCGAUCGUCGGGGAAACGGCUCGUAGAGUCUCUGCAGAAAGGUCAACCAAGUCACAGAAGAUAGCAGUUCCUCCAUCUGCCUGAGCAGACGCACGAGGUCACUUUACGGACUUGAGCUUCAACUGGAUAUUGAAGAACAAUUUUCCACGUGGAAAAAGGCUAGCGAGUUUGAAUUAAAUGGCUGAUAAAAAAAUCAGUUUACCCGCGAAGCUGAUGAAUGGAGGCAUUGCUGGCUUAAUUGGUGUCACCUGUGUGUUCCCCAUAGACCUGGCAAAAACUCGGCUUCAAAACCAGCAGAAUGGCCAGCGGAUAUACACCAGCCUGUCUGACUGCCUGAUUAAGACAAUCCGAUCUGAUGGCUAUUUUGGGAUGUAUCGAGGAGCCGCCGUCAAUCUUACCCUGGUGACCCCGGAAAAGGCUAUAAAACUGGCCGCAAAUGAUUUCUUUCGGCAAAUGCUCUCCAGGGACGGGAAGAAACUGACCUUGUUCAAAGAGAUGCUGGCUGGCUGCGGGGCUGGCACCUGUCAGGUUGUGGUCACCACCCCUAUGGAGAUGCUGAAGAUUCAGCUGCAGGACGCGGGUCGUCUGGCUGCCCAGGAGAAGCUCAUGGCAGCCCAGGCUGUGCCCGGCUCCGUGCCCAUGGGAUCCGUCUCCAGCUCAAGUCACGCUACCUCUGCGGUCAAAUCCCAGCAGACUGCCACGCAGAUCACCAAAGAGCUGUUGAGGAACAAGGGAAUCGCCGGUCUCUACAAAGGACUCGGAGCCACGAUCCUAAGGGAUGUUCCGUUCUCCAUCAUCUACUUCCCACUCUUUGCGAACCUUAACCAGCUGGGUCAGAGGAACCCUGGCGAGAAGUCUCCCUUCUACGUCUCCUUCCUCAGCGGCUGUAUCGCCGGCAGCACAGCCGCUGUACUCGUCAACCCCUGCGAUGUGAUAAAGACAAGGCUACAAUCUCUUCAGCGGGGAAUUAAUGAAGACACGUACUCAGGAGUAAUAGAUUGCACCAGGAAAAUCUGGAGGAACGAAGGAGCUAAGGCGUUCCUGAAGGGGGCGUACUGCAGGGCCCUGGUCAUCGCCCCUCUCUUUGGCAUCGCGCAGGUUGUGUACUUCCUGGGGAUAGCGGAAACCAUGUUAGAAAUGCUCCCCAGCUGGCAACAUUAACCCAAAGCGGAGUUAAUGCCCUCCCUUCUGUGCUACGGGCAUUCAGUGCGUCAGCUCAUCAGCACAGCUGGCAAGGCCCAGCUUCAUCGCAGUCAAGACAGAACGUCAGAGGAGGAGGAAGAGGAGAAGGGAGGAGGGUUACAGGAUAGACGACAAGACUUUGGCAUCCUUUCCGAGGAAGCACUGAAGGAGAAGGGAAAGCAGAGAAGCGCUCGCAGGUCUUCGGUGGAGACUGUGGAAUAUGAAAGGCGAAGACAGACCUGAAAAGGCGACUCCUUAAUUAGCGACGAAGAUUUGUUAGAAGAUCAAACGAUCGUGCGAGAGGCUUUGCCUUUGUGGAUCAGAGGCCGGACUGAACACCAUCGAAGGCAUCUGGAGGCUCGGUGGAGCAGAGAGAGAGAGAGAGAGAAAGAGAGAGAGAGGUCGGAGCGGGUAAGGAAGGCAGAGAGAAAGAGAGAGAGAGAGAGAGCAGUGAUGGAGACGAGAAACCGAGGUGCUGGGGCCAAGGCAGAGGGUAAGGAAUCACCCAAGCCUGCGAGCUCCAAGGCCAGCUCAGCGGCGGGAGACAAGAAGGAGUCGUCGGGCAAACAAGCCGAGUCGGUGAAGAAGCCGGUGAUAUCGGCGGCACUGGCGGAGACCACCCUGACCAGCGAGACCCCCGCUCCCGCGGACAACUCGGCCAAAGCCCCCGCAGCCAAGCCCUCCUCCGAGGGCAAGAAGGCGACGGACGCCCAGGCGGAGCCCGAGGAGGAGGGCAAGGAGGAGAGCUCGGAGGGGCAGCCCCGCAGCGCGUACGAUAACAUGAAGCCCUACAUCCUGGGAGGGGCAGUCAUCGCUGGCCUGGCCCUCGCCAUCACCGUGGCCUUCAUGCUCCAGAGGAAAUGAAUGAGAUGUACAAAAAAAAACUAUAGCAAAACGCCACUCAUUUUCUGCAUGCGUGUAAAUUGGAAAGGGAUAGGGUUGGGGUGGCAGGGUUGGGGGUGGGUCGGGGGGGGGGGUGUUUGGGGAGAAAGUUCAGACCCUCCCUUGACGCCAAUUAGUUUUCCGGUCCAAGUAGCGCUGUUGAAACCGCAGUGUCCUUCCACAUCCCACUGAACUCCGCUACCAUAACUCGGUACGUUGUAAAACUGGAUUGUGUAUCUAUCUCCCCCACCGUCUUGCCUACAAAACCUAUCGCAUUGUUAAAUGGGCCACACUUGUCCCCACGCUAGCUUCUUAGUCCUUUCACGAACCUUAAUAGUAACUAGUAAUAAUCUAGUCCCCUGUAGGCGCUAGGUGUGCGUCGUAUGCUCCAGUAGGGAUCGUUGUAAGAGUAACUCCUUUUCCUCUAGCAGAUAAAACAGAAGAUGUAUUUUCCGCAGCAUGUGAACAGUUCCCUGGGCCCCCUUUCUGCAUCCCCAUAUUCCCUUGUUCACUCCAAUCGAUGCCCUCCAUCGAACAGCACAUUGCAAAAAGAACGUUGCCUUUAAUUGGGUCAUUGCCUCUCUCGGAAGAGAUAACAGGGGUCAGGAAGGCCUGGGGUGGGGUAGGAAUGGGAUGCAGUGAGAUGGUAGCUGGUUUCCAGGUCCACUCCUGAGUGAAGCUAACAAUAUCUUUUUAUUUGUGGGGGUCGGGAUGGGAGGAGAUAAGGGAGAGAGAGAGGGAGGGCUGUCUCAACAGUCAGUGGAGUCAAUUUGUGGAAGGAACAGUUUGUCUGACCUUGCUGCACGUAUUGGCUGUUGCAUUUACCUACAAAUACACAG